Molecule: messenger RNA, 3159 nt
Organism: Struthio camelus australis
Lineage: Eukaryota; Metazoa; Chordata; Aves; Struthioniformes; Struthionidae
Source: RefSeq, a predicted model, not a curated record
AUGUUUGGAUUUGUGGAAGGCUAUGGAGAAAAGAAAAUGUCUUUUCCAGUUAUUGACUCAGUUAGAUCUCACCUUCCUGUUGCUUUAUAUUUAUUUUUCAUCUUUCAGCUCCGUGAAAAAGUUACUGCUGGUGUUACUACUGACAGAAGUACUGUCUUGGCAAGUGUAAUUGCUGCUUGCAGAAGACUGUUCUCCCAACCUCCCAAAGGGUUUGAAAAAUAUUUUCCCAAUGGGAAGAAAGCUAAUGGAACUAAAGGUACAGCUGCAGAAACAAAAGAGGCAAAGCAAGCUAGCGCCCGACAGCCUAGCGGGAGUAGUAGUGGAGGAGGUGGCAGUGGUGGAAAAAAAGGUGGCAAGAAAGAAGACGCUAACUGGUGGACCAGGUUACAGAAGGGUGACAUCCCAUGGGAUGUCAGGGAGUUCCGUAUGUAUGUUGUGGGAAGCUCGUUUUUCUGGACGAUGGUCGUCUAUUACUUUUUCUUCAGGGUCCCUGGAAGAGAAAUCACCUGGAAAGACUUUGUCAAUAACUACCUUGCUAAAGGAAUGGUGGACAGGCUUGAAGUGGUAAACAAGCGCUUUGUUAGAGUGAUCUUUGUUUCAGGAAAAUCUCCUCAUGAAUGGCAGUACGUCUGGUUUAAUAUCGGUAGUGUGGAUACUUUUGAACGGAAUCUGGAAACUGUGCAACAAGAUCUGGGAAUAGAAGUGGAGAACAGAUUGCCUGUAGUCUACUCAACAGAAAGUGAUGGAUCAUUUCUCCUGAGUUUGCUGCCUACAAUCCUGAUUAUUGGUUCUUUACUGUACACAUUAAGAAGAGGUCCUGCAGGCUUAGGUCGAGCAGGACGAGGAAUGGGUGGACUCUUCAGCGUGGGUGAAACCACAGCCAAAGUUCUUAAGGAUGAAAUAGAUGUGAAAUUCAAAGAUGUAGCUGGCUGUGAGGAGGCCAAAUUAGAGAUAAUGGAGUUUGUUAACUUUUUGAAAAAUCCCAAGCAAUAUGAGGAUCUGGGAGCAAAAAUCCCAAAGGGGGCCAUUCUGACAGGUCCUCCGGGUACUGGGAAGACACUUCUGGCUAAAGCUACAGCAGGAGAGGCUAACGUACCAUUUAUCACAGUCAAUGGCUCAGAGUUCUUAGAGAUGUUUGUUGGCGUGGGUCCAGCUAGAGUCCGAGACUUAUUCUCUCUUGCUCGUAAAAAUGCCCCUUGCAUUCUCUUCAUUGAUGAAAUAGAUGCAGUAGGGAGGAAAAGAGGAAGGGGCAACUUUGGAGGACAAAGUGAACAAGAGAACACACUCAAUCAACUUCUAGUAGAAAUGGAUGGAUUUAACACAACCACAAACGUAGUCAUUUUGGCAGGUACUAACAGGCCAGAUAUUUUAGACCCUGCUCUAAUGAGGCCAGGACGCUUUGAUAGACAAAUUUACAUUGGACCCCCAGAUAUAAAAGGAAGAGCAUCUAUUUUCAAAGUCCACCUUAGACCUCUGAAAUUAGAUACCAUCUUAAACAAAGAUAACCUAGCAAGAAAACUUGCUUCACUAACACCUGGUUUUUCUGGUGCUGAUAUUGCUAAUGUUUGUAAUGAAGCUGCUUUAAUUGCUGCAAGGCAUCUCUCAGAUGCUAUAAACCAAAAACAUUUUGAGCAAGCAAUUGAAAGAGUUAUUGGAGGCUUGGAAAAGAAAACUCAAGUACUGCAACCAGAGGAGAAAAAGACAGUAGCAUAUCAUGAGGCAGGGCACGCAGUUGCAGGAUGGUUUUUGGAACAUGCUGACCCGCUCUUAAAGGUAUCUAUUAUCCCACGUGGUAAAGGACUGGGUUAUGCUCAGUAUUUACCCAAGGAACAGUAUCUUUACACCAAAGAGCAAUUGCUUGACAGAAUGUGCAUGACUCUGGGAGGACGUGUGUCUGAGCAAAUCUUCUUCGGAAGAAUUACAACUGGAGCCCAAGAUGAUUUGAAGAAGGUGACCCAGAGUGCGUAUGCUCAGAUUGUUCAGUUUGGCAUGAAUGAAAAAGUAGGGCAGAUUUCCUUUGAUCUGCCUCGUCAAGGAGACAUGGUGUUGGAGAAACCUUAUAGCGAAGCAACUGCCAGAUUGAUAGAUGAAGAAGUACGGUCACUUAUUAACACUGCUUAUGACAGGACAUUAACUCUUCUGACUGAGAAGAAAGCGGAAGUGGAAAAGGUUGCCCUACGGCUACUGGAGAAAGAAGUGCUUGAUAAAAGUGAUAUGCUAGACCUGCUUGGCCCAAGACCGUUUGCAGAAAAGUCUACUUAUGAAGAAUUUGUCGAAGGUACAGGAAGUUUGGAUGAGGAUACUUCACUGCCAGAAGGCCUUAAAGACUGGAACAAAGAUCGUGAAAAAGAGAAGGAGGAGACAACAGAUGAACAGGUUGCCAGGCAGAUCACAGGAGGGAUGCCAUUUUAGCUGCAAAGUGUGAUGUUGAUUUGCAGUCUCGAACUCACUUAGCUUGUACCUCCAAAACAAAAAAGAUAUUUAUUCAACCAAACUGUAUUAGGGAUGGGUGGAAGAGUGAUGUCUUGUGAUGAGACAAGGAUGUUCUGCUCCCAGUUUAUGUAUGUGAUGAUCAGUUCACUGGUAAAGGAUGAUCGUCUUUCAUUUGUCAACUGAAGAAACACAUUGGAUCUAAGCUGCAGUGGAAUGCCAAACUGAACCUCUCAAGCUUUGAAACAGUUUGGAGUCAUGCACAAACUUUGUGGCACUGGUCUCUUUUUUUUUAAAAUGUAUGUAAGCUUAUAAAAAUUAAAAGUUCUAUGAUUAUUGAUCUAAAGUAUACCUGUAUGUGACCUGUUCCCUCCCCCUCAAAAAAUCAUACAAAAUGCAUUGUUGAAUGCUUAGCCAAAAGUCUGGUCUUACAAAGUACUAGCUUUGCAGAAAUACCAGCUCUGUCAUCUGACCUUCCCUGCCCUUUCAUUUUGGUUUUAGAAAGUUUAUUUACAAAGAACUGCCAUGUAAGUUGACAGUGAAAUUGGAUACCCACUUAAAUAUCUUAAAAUAUAGUCAUGGUUCAGUGUCUUAAAUUAAGUCUGAAACUCAACUUGGCUCCUGCAGUUUUAUUAGUCAGGUUUUUUUUACAGAGUUCUGUAAAAUAUUGAACAUACAAAUGUGUUGUGUAAAUACAGUUUGAGUCAAUAAAAUCAGUACUUUUCUGAA